UGUGAAUGUCAGCUCUGCUGCCUAUUGCAGACGCGGCUGAGGUACAAAGACUCCCCAAAUCCUCCAAUAUGUGCAGCGAUGGGCGGCACUGUAGCGCAGCCUCUCAAGUGUCAGAACUUAAAACUCCUGCGCGCCGCUCUGCCUCAGAAUGUGGAGGCUCCGCGCCAACACGGUGACACUCUGAGUGUAGACACUUAGACAAGAAGCGGAGCAGGGUUUUUUUUUUCUUUUUUCUUUUUUCCUCCCUCCUCUUCUCUCCAUCACCUCCUCCGUGGAUGCUGUGGCUCAGACCCGCCGCGGAGAUGCUGCUCGUCCGGCUCCUGCUCUGUGUUUCGUGCACAGCCUCCCUCUCAGCGCAGCCCGACAGCUCCGGACUCUUUUACGCGCUCAGAUCCGAACUGUCGGAGGACGCCAUCCUGGUGGCCAACAACGGAAUACGCGUGCCUUUCGGGAGGUCGGUCUUCAUCGAUCCCAUCAACGAUCUGGUGAUCCAGACGCAGCCCGGGGACCGAUGCAGCAUCACGGUGCUGGACAACGACCCGCUCUCCCAGAGACCCGGGCAUCUCUCUCCUAAAAAGUUUCCCUGUGAUUUCGGUCCAAACGAAGUCACCUACUCCCACUACGGCUCCAGGAGUCCGGCCAAGGACAGGGUGAGGCUGCAGCUCAGGUAUGACGCGCAGACUGAGACCGUUAUCAUUCCCUUUAUGAUGGAGGUGGAGGUGGUUUUUACGCAGCUGGAGUUACUCACCAAAAACAUGCCCCUGGUGGUCGAUCAUCUGAAGGGCGUCAGUGGAGCCAUUGAUAAAAAGACUCUGGAGUUUACUUACGACAGAGACUCCUUCAAAUGUCAGGUGGCUUCGCUGUCCAGUGGCGGCGCUCUGCCCAGAUAUGGGAGACUUAUUGACGGAGACAAACUUUCCUCAGUGAUGAACUGUGACGAGUUCACUCAGGCUGACAUCCGUUACAAGCACACGUUCCAGGGCAAAUCCCCCAACAGAGACUAUGUUCCCAUGGUGGUGGAGCUCCACGACAAGGAGGGGAAUUUGGUGAAGCAGGAGUAUUUCCAUCUGAUGAUACGGAUCAAAGAGGGAGAAGAAAACACAGCGCCCAAGCCCAGCUUCGUGUCCAUGAUGAUGAUGGAGGUGAGUCAGUUUGUCAUGACCGCCUUCACCCCUGACAUGCUGGCUGCAGAGGAUGCAGAGUCAGACCCAGGUGAGCUUAUUUUCAACCUCACCAAUAAUUUAUCCUACGAGGAAGGUUACAUAGUCAGCACCGACGACCGGAACCUCCCCAUCACCUCCUUUUACCAGAGGGACCUCCAUGAUCUGAAGAUCGCCUACAAACCUCCUUCCCUGGAUGCUGACACUGAGAGAUUUUUCCAGCUGGAGUUUCAGGUGGUGGACACAGAUGGCGCUGUUUCGGAAAUGUUUGCUUUUAUGAUUGUCGUAAAGCCCAUGGAUUCCUUGGCCCCCGUUGUCACCCGUAACACGGGUCAGCUGUUGUACGAGGGUCAGUCCCGGCCUCUGGUCACCGCCCAGAACCUGGAGAUCAGCGACGAAGACAACCUGGACUCUGUCACUGUCACGGUGGUGGACGGUCUACGUCACGGGGACCUCAUGGUCCUGGGGUCCCACAGGAAGUUGUUCACACCUGCGGAUCUCACCUCAGGCGCGGUUGUGUACCAGCAUGAUGGGAGUGACACGUACAGUGACAACGUCGUCUUCAAGAUGACAGACGGGAAAAACGAGGUUGAAUUCCUGUUCCCUAUCACCAUAGUUCCCACGGAUGAUGAGCCGCCCAUCAUAAACGCCAACACGGGUCUGGUACUGUUCAAGAACCAGAUGAUGCCAGUAUCUCCGCUCAUGCUCAGUGCCGCUGAUAUUGACUCUGAAGAUUCUACUAUUAAAUUCACCAUCCGUCCUCCCUUUUCUACCGUCGGCACAGUCCUGCUCAGACAGUCCGACGCACCGGAAGACCCGUCUUCCUGGAAGUUCAACUCUGUGGAUGAAGUUUAUGAGAAGGAGGUGAAGGAGUGGCUCCAGAAGGACAUCACUGACGGAAAGUUGUUUUAUAAACACACAGGUCCUCACAGCAAAGACACCGUCCUGGACCAGUUUGCGUUCACGGUCCAGGAUGACAACGAUCCUCCCAACGAGUCAGAAGAAAAUACGUUUAUUAUCCGCGUGUUGCCCGUCGACGACGUUCCUCCAGUGCUGUUCCCUGGCACCACGCUGCAGAUGACGGUGCAGGAGUACAAGCUCACUCACUUCAGCAAAGAAGUUUUACGCUACACUGACUUGGACUCGGAGGACCGUGACCUUAAAUACACGGUCAUACAACCGCCCACGGACACGGACGAAAACAACCCAGUACUCUUCGGCUCUCUGGUGCUGACGGACAGUCUGGACACAGAAGUGACAGAGUUCACACAAGCUCAAAUUAACCACCACAAAAUCUCCUUCGCUCCCCCUGAUGUUGAACUGGGAAUCACAGCACACGUCGUGCAGUUCCGUUACACCGUUGAAGACACGGCGGGGAACAGCGUAGAAGGUGCGUUCACCAUCUACCUGCAGCCCGUCAACAACAAACCUCCUCAGAUCACCAACACCGGCUUCACUGUGCCCGAACACGGCGUGCACAUCGUCAGCCUGGCCGAGCUGGACGCCGCGGACCCGGACACAGAGAGUAAGCUGAUUACAUUCAGUCUGAGCCGACUGCCUAAACACGGCAAAGUCCAGAUUGAAUUCGGUGACCUGCAGCAGAGAGCCGUUUUCAAACUUGAUGAUAUUUCGGAGGGAAAGAUGUCAUACAGUCACGGAGGAGAGGAGACAGUGAGUGAUGACUUUCAGCUGGACGUGAGCGACGGGAUCCACGUCGUGACGGUGACGGUCAGAGUUAAUGUAAAGCCCGUGGAUGACGAGACCCCGACCAUCAGCCUGCCCGCGGGAACCAUUGGUUCACAUAUGAACGUGCUGGAAAACGGAGCCACCGAAAUCACAACUAAUGUCAUUCAAGGUCACGACGACGACACAGACGACCUCCAGUUGACCUUCAUUGUGGAGGAUCCUCCGGUCAAAGGUGAAAUAUUGGUCAAAGGAGUCCCAGCGGCUAAGUUUACACAGGCCGACAUUAUCAACGGCGUCGUCGUUUACGCGCACACUGGCGGUGAGAUAGGCCUGGCCUCGCAGCUGGACGGCUUCAACUUGACUCUCACAGACAUGUCUGAUGACUGGACAGUCGGUGGCAAUAGGGUCAGCGGGGUCCAAGUCCGAGUGACCAUACUUCCUGUUGACAGCCAGCCCCCCGAGGUGGGAGUUGGGGUUCAGUUCAGCGUCAUUGAAGGGGAGAAAUUUGCCAUUGGGCCCCAGCACUUGGAUGCUGAUGAUAAUGACACUCCGACAGAUGACAUCCUCUGCACCAUCAUCGUCCAGCCCUCUGCUGGCUACGUGGAGAAUGUCUCACCAGCCCCGGGGUCUGAAAAGUCCAGAUCAGGAACAGCUAUCAGCGCAUUCACAAUCAGAGACAUCAGAGAGGGGAAUAUCUACUACGUGCAGAGUAUUCACAAAGGAGUGGAGGUGGUGGAGGACAGAUUUACAUUUAGAUGCUCUGAUGGCAUCAAUUUUUCAGAAAAUCAUUUCUUCCCAAUUGUCAUCAUCCCUGCCAAUGAUGAAAAGCCGGAGAUAUAUCUGAGUGAUAUUGUGGUGAUGGAGGGAAUGAACAUUGUCAUCGACACUCCCAUCCUGAACGGCGCCGAUGCCGAUGUUCCACCUGACGAACUGAUGUUCAUCAUUUCCAAACCUCCCAAACACGGUGCCAUUUUGAACCAGCUCCCGGCGGGUUCUGCUCCCGUGACUAACUUCACUUUAGAGGAGAUCCAGGAGGCAUCCAGCAUUAUUUAUGAACACGAUGACUCAGAGACAACGGAGGACAGCUUUGAAGUAACUCUGACAGACGGGAAGUACUCUGUGCAGAAAACAGCCCUGGUCGUGAUUGUUCCCGUGGAUGACGAGACGCCCAGGAUGCUCAUCAACGACGGUCUGGAGGUAGAAAUCGCCGAGACCAAGGAGAUCAAUAACAAAGUGCUUAAAGCAACAGAUUUGGACUCUGAUGAUAGCGAGCUCGCAUACAUCGUCCGCUUUGGGCCCGGUCAGGGUCUCCUGCUGAGGAAGACUCUGUCUGGGUCUCUGGAGAACAUCACUCUGGGCAUGAACUUCACUCAAGCUGAGGUGGACGCAGGGCUCAUACUCUAUACGCACAACGGCCAGGAGGGCGUCAGAGACUUGAUCAAAUUUGACGUGACAGAUGGAAUCAACCCUCUGAUUGAUCGGUACUUCUACAUCACCGUCGGCAGCAUCGACAUGGUGUUUCCUGACGUCGUCAGUAAAGGCGUCUCGCUCAGAGAAGGUGGCAGAGUGACUCUGACCACUGACCUUCUGAGCACCACUGACCUCAACAGUCCUGAUGAAAACCUGGUUUUCACCAUCACCCGAGCUCCGGUCAGAGGUCACCUGGAGUGCACUGACACUCCCGGGAUGCCCAUCGUCUCCUUCUCUCAGCUGGAACUGGCCGGCAGUAAGGUUUAUUACAUCCACACCUCUGACGACGAGGUCAAAAUGGACAGCUUUGAGUUCGAGGUCACCGACGGCUACAAUCCCAUUUUCCGAACAUUCAGAAUCUCCAUCGUGGACGUGGACAACAAGAAGCCUGUGGUGACUGUGAACAGUCUGAUCGUCACAGAAGGGGAGACGAAGCUGAUCACGCCGUUCGAGCUCACGGCUGAGGACCAGGACACCACCGAGAAGCAGCUGAAGUUCACCAUCACACAGCUGCCGCUUCACGGCAAGCUCCUGCACAACCUGACCACGCCUGUGACCGGCUUCAGCAAACAAGACCUGAACGAAAACCUCAUCAGCUACAGACACGACGGCACGGAAUCUUCAGAAGACUCCUUCUCCUUCACCGUCACCGACGGCACACACACAGACUUUUUCGUUUUCCCUGACACCGUCUUUGAGACGCGCCACCCUCAGACCAUGAAGAUCACCAUCGUGGCCUUGGACAACGGCGUCCCUCAGAUCGUGGUCAACAAAGGUGCACCCACCCUGAAGAUCUUGGCCACAGGUCACCUGGGGUUCCCCAUCAGCCACAAAGUCCUGAAGGCAGAGGACAGAGACAGCGGCCCCGCCUCCCUGGUCUUCCACAUCACCACCCAACCCAAACAUGGCUACGUCGUCAACCUGGGACGGGGAAACAACUCCGUCGACACAUUCAGUCAAGCUGAUAUCGAGGACCUGAACAUCUGCUACGUGCUGCAUAAAGAAGAAAACGCCACGUCCGAUCUCUUCCAUUUCACCGUGGAGGAUAAAGGUGGUAACAAACUGAAAGGACAGCAGUUCCGUCUGGACUGGGCCUGGAUCUCCCUGGAGAAGGAGUACUACGUGGUGGACGAGGAGGACAAGUUCCUGGAGGUGGUGCUGCGACGCAGAGGUUACCUGGGAGAGACGUCCUUCAUUGGCAUCGGCACCCUGGACGGCACUGCGAAGAAGGACGAGGAUUUCAAGGGCAAGUCCCAGAAACAGGUCCAGUUCAACCCGGGCCAGACCAGAGCCACGUGGAGGGUGCGGAUCCUCAGCGAUGGGAAGUACGAGCAGGCCGAGGUGUUCCAGAUCCUGCUGUCAGAGCCGGUGAUGGCGGUGAUGGAGUUUCCUUCUUCUGCCGCGGUGGAGAUCGUGGACCCCAAUGACGAGUCGACUGUGUUCUUCCCCGAGCAGAUCCACUCAGUGGAGGAAGACGUUGGCGAGCUUUUCAUCCCCGUGCACCGCAGCGGAGACAUCAGCCAGGAGCUCAUGGUGGUCUGCUACACUCAGCAGGGCUCUGCCACCGGAACCAUCCCCACCACCGUCCUCUCCUAUUCCGACUACAUCUCCCGUCCGGAGGAGCACGGCAGCAUUUUACGCUUCGACAAGGACGAGAGGGAGAAGCAGUGUCGCGUGGUGAUCAUCGACGACUCCCUGUACGAGGGUGAGGAGAGCUUCAACGUCACUCUGUCGCUGCCCGUAGGGGGACGGCUGGGAAAGCACUACCCCAGCAGCAAAGUCAACAUCCUGGAGGACGGCGAUGACGGUGAGGGUCUUGUGAUUAUUCACUUCAUUUUCAGUUACUGUUUACAAGCAGAGAGUGUGUAGUUGCCACCUUCUUCCCUGCAGGGGGUGCAGUGAACAUAUUUUGAAACAGUUUAAAACUAAUAUAAAAAUCCUAAGCCUUAAUUUAAAACUCACCUGUAAACUCAACCUUCUUGAACCACU
Cynoglossus semilaevis (tongue sole) is the source of this 6305-nucleotide messenger RNA. Its product is annotated as FRAS1-related extracellular matrix protein 2-like. The coding region runs from base 276 to 6185 and encodes 1969 amino acids. The record is from RefSeq and is a predicted model, not a curated record. Lineage: Eukaryota; Metazoa; Chordata; Actinopteri; Pleuronectiformes; Cynoglossidae. Gene Ontology annotation, biological process: cell communication; anatomical structure morphogenesis. Gene Ontology annotation, cellular component: membrane. The transcript has 6 exons.